Messenger RNA from Macadamia integrifolia, 1780 nucleotides. Its product is annotated as pentatricopeptide repeat-containing protein At1g61870, mitochondrial-like. The coding region runs from base 218 to 1411 and encodes 397 amino acids. The record is from RefSeq and is a predicted model, not a curated record. Gene Ontology annotation, molecular function: protein binding. The transcript has a single exon. Lineage: Eukaryota; Viridiplantae; Streptophyta; Magnoliopsida; Proteales; Proteaceae.
UCCGACUUAAGAUUGGACAAAACCUUGACUGAGUUAAGAGAUCAUAGGGUGAGUUAGGGUAUUAAAAAAGCUGGGUUAUAAACACGUCACCUCUAAAUCAAGGUGGGUCCCCCCACACAAUCUUGUUCUAAGUUCUCAUUUAAAAUCUCUGCAACAGUUGUUUUUCAGUUCCGUUACCCUGAAACCCUGAAAACCUGUAGGCCUUUGUCAUUCAUCAAUGGCGGCAUUUUGCAGAAACACUGGAAUCCAUGUCUCUCGAAGGCUUCUCUGUACCAUCUCUUCCUCCGCAUCAGAGAAUCCCUCAACCUGGACAUUCCGAGCAGCGAAGUCUGCCAUUCGACACGAGCCAGAUCCGGAGAAAAUUGCCGAUAUCUUCCAAAACUCCUCUAAUUUCUCUCGUUUCCGCAGAGACAGACACGUCUUCGAUUUCUCCGUUAAGAAACUCACCGAUCUCCGCCGUUCCGAUCUAAUCGAACGUAUCCUCGAGUUUCAGAAAUCGCCGGAGCUGAAGAAAUCCGAGGGUUUCUGGAUCCGAAUCAUCAUGCUGUACUCCUACUCCGGCAUGGUUGAUCAAGCCGUCCGUACGUUCUAUGAGAUGGGAGAGACGGGUUGCAGUCGAACCGAGAAAUCCCUUUGUGCUCUGCUCAGUGUCUUCUUGGAUAACCGUCAGUUUGAUCGUGUUCAUGAAAGCUUUGCCGAGAUUCCAAUGGAAAUUGGUGUUUCUCCAGGUGUGAAGGCCUACAAUCUUGUUCUGAAAGCCUUCUGCAAGCAGAAAUCGGUCGAAUCAGCUCAUUCUUUGCUCCAUCAGAUGGAAGAAGAAAAAGGGGUAAAACCUGAUAUUGCUUCUUAUAAUAUCUUGUUAGGAGGUUAUCUUAGAAAUGGAAAUGAGCUUAAUUUUGAUGAAAUUUUGAAUGAAAUCUGUGAGAAAGGAUUGGAACCUAACUUAACUACUUAUAAUUAUAGAAUGGAAAGGCUCUGUAGAACAAAAGAGUGUGUUAGAGCUAAUGAGUUGCUUGAUGAGAUGAUUUCAAAAGGUAUUGCUCCAAAUUUGACUAGCUAUAAUACAGUUAUUGAUGGGUUUUGCAACUUAGGGGAUUUUGAUUCAGCAAAGAAGGUGAAAGAGAGUAUGUGUAACAGCAAAUCUGUGUUGCCGAAUUCUGAUACUUUCCGUUCUCUCAUUCACCAUUUGGUUCGGGAGGGGAAGUAUGAAGAGGCACUGAUGUUUUGUAAGGAGAGUAUAAGGAGGAAAUGGAUUCCCCCUUUUGUGACAAUGGAGAGUUUGGUUAAUGGUUUGGUUGGUUUAUCAAUGGUGAAAAAUGCAAAAUCAAUUGUAAAGAAGAUGAAGAAGAGGCUUAGAGGUGGGGCUGUAGAUUCAUGGAUGAAAGUUGAAGCUUCCCUGCCACCAUUGUAGCAAGGAAAUAGCAAUGAUAAAGUGCAAGGAAUGCAUCAGGGUGGGGGGUGGGGAAUGGAUUGCGUCUUUCAUAUUUAUGGAUGUUCUUAAUAAUGGAUUUAGUUAAUAUCUCUGAAGUAGAAUGAGGCAAAGGAAAUUUUGAAGAGGACUAGGAGCACUGCAAUGCAUUCAUGUAUGUUGUAUAUUUAUGCUACUCAUCCAUUAUAGGGUAGCUAACAAUAUUGGGAGUAUUGGAAAUUCAGUAGUUAGUGGACUCUGAACUGUUUGAUUUUCAUUUUCAUCCAUUGUGUCAUCUUUCUUAGUUUCUGAGGCAUGUAACUUCAUCUUUUGUUCAGAUUUCAUGUAUCUUGUUUGCGUUUUCUUCUUGGA